CUGCAGAGAUUAGAAACAAACAGCUCUGCUUCUACAAUCAAACCCAUUUCCUCGACUAUAGACAAUCACCAUGGCUGACGACAUUAGCGCACAGAUCAAGGCAGAGAAAGAGAAGAGAGACAAGUCAACACAGCGUGAGGACACACGCGUGUCGCUAACUGGUGGUGUUGGAUAUGAUCAGGAUAUUUACGACGCGGGUGAUAAAUUUGCGGGCUAUUCAACUGAGUUGCCUAUGGAUGAAGAAGAGGAAGAGGAUGAGCUUUCAAAAAGGAUGGCGCAGCAGAAUAGCAAGAAACUCUCUUCAUACUCAGCGCCCAAGGAGGCUUUUGCACAUCUUGCCUCUGUAGACGAUGAUGAUACGGACCCAUUUGCUGGGAGGAAAGAAUCACAACGGAUUAUUGACAGGGAGGGCGAUUAUCACAAGAGACGUCUGAACAGAGUGCUCUCACCGUCUAGACAGGAUCCCUUCAGUAAUAAGGAUAGUGAUGCUAAUGGAUCAGAGGCUAGAUCAUAUGCUGAGAUUAUGAAAGAGACAGAACUGGAAAAGGAACAACAGCGGGUCAUGCAUCUUAUCGCGGAAAAAAAGAAGGAGGCACAAAAAGCGACCGGACUGGAAGCUCCACCUCCACCUACACCCACUGGACGGAAAAGACGUUGGGAUGUUGCUACUCCUGUUGUAGCGCCUGCCGCUACCAAAUCGUCGUGGGAUGAGCCUGAUGACCAUGUAGCUGUACCGUCAAAUCGAUGGGAGGAAACUCCCAAGGUUGAAGGCAAGAAACGCAAUCGUUGGGAUGAGACUCCUGUUGUUAACGCCGGUGCAUCAUGGGAUGCAACGCCAAAGGUAUCUGGAGCCGCUGAAACACCUGUGGCUAAGCGAUCCAGAUGGGACGAAACACCUGUAGCACCUUCAGGGAUGUUUAGUGCAACACCUAUGGCGGGCGGGCUUGGCAUGGUCACACCUAACAUUACAGUUCCAAUGACGCCCGAAGCAAUGAACGCACAGCGCUGGGAACAUGAAAUUGAUAUGCGCAAUCGACCUUUAUCGGAUGAGGAGCUGGAUGCCAUGUUCCCUACUACUGGGUACAAGAUCCUUGAGCCGCCAGCAAACUAUCAGCCCAUCCGUACGCCUGCCCGCAAGCUCAUGGCGACACCUACACCAUAUGCAGGCGGGUUCAUGAUGCAGGACGAGAACAUGAAGCAAAACUAUGGUAUUUCGCCCGCAGAAAUUGAGGUCCCAGGAGGCAGUAACCUGCCAUUCUUUAAACAGGAAGAUAUGCAACACUUUGGGAAACUGUUGGACGAGAAGGAUGAGUCCUCCAUGUCGGCUGAGGAUAUCAAGGAGCGCAAGAUUAUGCGACUUUUGCUCAAGAUUAAGAACGGAACACCACCCAUGCGUAAAGCAGCCCUCAGAACCAUCACGGAUAAGGCACGCGAUUUUGGUGCAGGACCACUUUUCAACCAGAUCUUGCCUUUGCUCAUGUCACCUACGUUGGAAGAUCAGGAGCGCCAUUUGCUGGUAAAGGUUAUUGAUAGGAUUUUGUACAAAUUGGAUGAUCUUGUUCGUCCAUUUGUGCAUAAGAUCUUGGUUGUGAUUGAGCCCUUGUUGAUUGAUGAAGAUUACUAUGCUCGUGUUGAGGGUCGAGAGAUUAUCAGCAACUUGAGUAAGGCAGCAGGAUUAACAACUAUGAUUGCCACCAUGCGCCCUGAUAUCGAUCAUGCGGAUGAAUAUGUUCGAAAUACAACAGCACGUGCAUUUUCAGUGGUUGCAUCAGCUCUCGGUAUCCCAACGCUUCUUCCUUUCUUGAAGGCUGUCUGUAACAGCAAGAAAUCAUGGCAAGCUCGACACACAGGUAUCAAAAUUGUACAGCAGAUUGCUAUCCUGCUUGGAUGUGCCAUUCUCCCUCAUCUCAAGAAUUUAGUCGAUACCAUAGCCAAGGGUUUGGAGGAUGAACAACAAAAAGUUAGGACUAUUACAUCGCUUGCUAUUGCAGCAUUAGCAGAAGCGGCACAUCCCUAUGGUAUUGAAUCGUUUGACUCUGUACUGGCGCCCCUUUGGUCUGGUACACGCAAGCACAGAGGCAAGGGUCUCGCUGCAUUUCUAAAAGCGAUUGGUUAUAUCAUUCCGUUGAUGGACGUUGAGUAUGCCAACUACCAUACCAAGGAGGUUAUGCCUAUUCUGAUUAGAGAGUUCCAGUCACCGGAUGAGGAAAUGAAGAAGAUUGUACUGAAGGUUGUUAAACAAUGUGCGGGCACAGACGGAGUUACUCCUCAGUAUAUUAAAGAGGAGAUCUUGCCAGAGUUCUUCAAGAACUUUUGGGUGCGCCGUAUGGCCCUGGAUCGCAGGAACUACAAGCAGCUGGUUGAGACAACCGUUGAGUUGGCACAGAAAGUUGGUGUGACAGAGAUUGUUUCCAGGAUUGUGGACGACUUGAAAGAUGAAUCGGAGCCCUAUCGUAAGAUGGUCAUGGAGACAAUCGAAAAGGUUAUCUCACAGUUGGGCGCUGCGGAUAUUGAUGGACGUCUUGAAGAGACUUUGAUUGAUGGUAUCCUGUAUGCAUUCCAGGAGCAGACGGUGGAGGAUAUUGUGAUGUUGAAUGGCUUUGGAACCGUUGUCAAUGCACUGGGAUAUCGCAGCAAGGCUUAUCUUCCUCAGAUCACAUCCACAAUUCUUUGGCGCUUGAAUAACAAAUCAGCUAAGGUCCGUCAACAAGCCGCUGAUUUGAUCUCACGUAUUGCAGUGGUGAUGAAGACUUGUGGAGAGGAGAAGCUGAUGGGACAUCUGGGCUUGGUGCUGUUUGAAUAUCUUGGAGAGGAAUACCCAGAGGUUUUGGGAUCAAUUUUGGGAGCACUGAAGGCGAUCGUAAACGUGAUUGGUAUGAGUAGUAUGACACCACCGAUUAAGGACUUGCUGCCGCGCCUGACACCCAUUCUGAAGAACAGACACGAAAAAGUGCAGGAGAACAAUAUUGACUUGGUGGGUCGUAUUGCAGAUCGUGGAGCAGAGUAUGUGAGUGCAAGAGAAUGGAUGCGUGUAUGCUUUGAGCUACUGGAUAUGUUGAAGGCGCACAAGAAAGGUAUUCGUCGUGCAGCAGUCAACACAUUCGGUUAUAUCGCCAAGGCAAUUGGACCACAGGAUGUGUUGGCAACACUUCUUAACAAUUUGAAAGUGCAAGAGCGCCAAAACCGUGUCUGUACGACUGUUGCGAUUGCCAUUGUUGCAGAGACAUGUGCACCCUUUACAGUCCUGCCUGCGCUCAUGAAUGAAUAUCGUGUACCCGAACUCAAUGUCCAGAACGGUGUUUUGAAGUCAUUGGCAUGGGUGUUUGAAUAUAUAGGAGAGAUGGGAAAGGACUAUAUUUACGCAGUUACACCAUUGCUAGAGGAUGCACUCAUGGAUCGUGACCUCGUGCAUCGUCAAACGGCUUGUACUACAGUCAAACAUAUGUCACUGGGAGUUGUUGGUCUAGGAUGUGAGGAUGCAUUACUGCAUCUGUUGAACUAUGUUUGGCCAAACAUUUUUGAGACGUCGCCACAUGUGAUCAAUGCUGUAAUGGAUGCGAUUGAGGGUCUAACAGUAGCUUUGGGGCCAGGUACAAUUUUACAAUAUGUUGUUCAAGGACUUUUCCACCCAGCAAGGAAAGUAAGGGAGAUCUACUGGAAGAUUUACAACAACAUGUAUAUCCUAGCACAGGAUGGUAUGAUCCCGUCAUAUCCAUCGAUCGAUAACGAUGCCACCAACAAAUAUGAGCGUACGGAGCUGUAUUAUGUCGUAUAAUGGUGUUAAUAAAUAUCCAAGAAACAAAGCAUAAAAAAGUAUAAAUAAAUAAUAUAGACAAAAGCAUCAAAG
Molecule: messenger RNA, 3847 nt
Organism: Lobosporangium transversale
Lineage: Eukaryota; Fungi; Mortierellomycota; Mortierellomycetes; Mortierellales; Mortierellaceae
Product: armadillo-type protein
Exons: 5
Coding region: 71-3775 (1234 amino acids)
Biological process (GO): spliceosomal complex assembly
Cellular component (GO): U2-type prespliceosome; U2 snRNP; catalytic step 2 spliceosome
Molecular function (GO): mRNA binding
Source: RefSeq, a predicted model, not a curated record